UGAAAUGGUCGCCAAACUGGUCUGAAAACACGGAAGUCGCGAGGUCCGACUCGACAAACAGCGCUUCAAAAAAAAAAAAAAGGCAAACUAAAAUGAGAACUACACUCGUAAAUACCCGUUUUUGAAAGGGAGGAGACGAGCGACACCAUGAAAUAUCGGAUCCUAGGUGUGGCUGUUGUUUCCUAAAGUGGUGAAUCCUUCUCAAAAGUUAAAAACAUGGACGUUAGCAGGGCAAGCGAAGAUUCCUACACGAAUAAUCUCAUCGGGACGUUGCUUGCUAUAUUUGGAAACGUGCUUGUCAGCAUCUCCGUGAAUAUCCAGAAAUACGGCCAUGUGAGCAUCGUGGGAGCCAAGGACCCACGCGUCUUCUACCACACCAAAACCUGGUGGUUUGGCUUUAUUCUCACCACUCUGGGCGAAGCAGCCAACUUCGUGUCGUACGCUUUUGCUCCCCUCAGCCUCGUGGCGCCCCUCAAUGCCGUCUCCAUCUUGACAAGCUUCAUUUUGGGUUUUAUUUUCAUGCAUGAGAAAUCAAAGGCAAAGGACUUUGCAAAGCACCACGGGCUGUCCUUCUUGGGCUCGGUCCUGGCUGUGGGCGGGGCGUACCUCUUUGUGACGUUUGGGCCAAACUCGCACGAAAAACUGACGGCAGAAGUUGUCGUGAAACAUCUCGUCGGAUGGCCCGUUCUCUUAUAUCUGGGCCUGGAGAUCAUCAUGUUCUGCCUGCUUUUGUAUUUCUACAAAGAGAGAAACGCAAACUACCUCGUCAUCAUCCUGCUGCUGGUUGCCUUACUCGGUUCAGUCACGGUCAUCUCCGUGAAGGCCGUGUCCCACAUGUUGAUAUUGACUCUUGAGGGCUCCAUGCAGCUUUACUACCCCAUCUUCACCGUCAUGUUUGUGUGCAUGGUGGCUACGGUCAUCUUCCAAGCUAGGUUUCUCUCCCAAGCUUCCAAGCUGUACGACUCUUUUCUGAUCGCCAGUGUUAACUACGUCCUGUCCACCAUAUUUGCAGUCUUAGCAGGGGCUGUGUUUUACUUGGAAUUUAGUCAUGAAGACAUCCUUCACAUUAGCAUGUUCUUAUUGGGGACUGCGGCAUGCUUCCUGGGUGUCUUCCUCAUCACCAGAACCAGGAAAAAGAAUAAGAACUUUGAGCCUUACGUCACUAUGAAUAUGAGUAACGGUGUACCGACCAUUCACAGCAAGGGUCCGGAGGUCCCGAAUGACUUCACCGGUAGUUUCUCAUACGGCGCUCUGGUCAACAGGGACGGAACCACUUCUUCGCACCAGCCCGUCAACGCGGAACAACCCACCACCGCCUUCAGGCCCACGCGGGCAUCCGCUGGGCUUCCUGAGAGGAAGCAAGAUUAGCGGAAAAAUUGUACAUCUAUAAGGUUUAUUUUUAUUAUGAUUUUUAAGAGGAAUCUCCAAAGUCAUACGCAAUCCAUUCAGCAAUUGAAGAAAUGUUCCCAGUUGAGGGGAAAAUGACAAACUACCGUAAUUCCCGGCCUACAGAGCGCACCGGGUUAUAAGCCUCACCCGGUGCAUUUGUAAAGGAAAUACUAUUUUGUACAUACUCAAGUCGCAGCCGUGUAAAAGCUGCAAGUGCCCACAUUGAAACCGACAUGGAAACACAAGAUAUUUACGAAGACGGUACACAGAGAGUUUGACGCUAGCGCUGCCGGGUUAAUGCUAACGCUAGUGCCACCGUGCUAGUGCUGCCGCGCUAAUGCUAAAGCCACCCUGUUAAUGCUAACGCUAGCGCCUCUGUGCUAGUGCCGCCGCGCUAAUGCUAACGCCCCCGUGCUAAUUUCUCUGCAUGCGCUAAUGCUAACACUAGCGCUGUCAGGGUAACAGGGCCGGUUAAAAAAUGUACUGGUAAACUGAGACACGGCAGUAACACGCUAAAGCAGCGCUAACAGGGCGAACCGGUAAAAGUCACUUCCUCGGUGCAUAUAUUCCACCGAUCUCACUCUUACCUUUUCCACUCAAGCGCCCCCUUGCGGCCAUUAGGAAAAAUGCACAAAUUGGCCGCAUCACUGCAUAAACCGCAGGGUUGAAAGCGUAUGGAAAAAAGUUGCGGUUUAUAAGUCGGAAAUUACGGUAAUUCAUUCAGUCAAGGCUAAAAUGAUAAUCAUCUCAAAGUCUUUACUGAGCCGACAGAUUUUCAUCUGUAGAAUUCUUAAAUACAUUCUUAAUUAAAUAAAAAUAUCUUUUCGAGUGGUGAAAAAUGAAUCUUUCGUGUGCUCUCAGAAGCUUUGGGACUGGCCACCUUUAUUUUUUUCAUAACAUUUUGGCUGAACUGCAAUUAGUUUUGUUUUUUUUUUUUGUUUCUGCCUAAUUAGCUGUAAGGAUUUCCCCGAGAGGGAGUUUGACACUUAACGUGCAAUCACGCUCAGGACCAGCAAAACAACUUUUAAAGUGCUUUAUAAACGCUACGCACGAAAAUGUGAUUUGUGCCUUGAAGUUUUCGCCUGCGUAGCGUUUGGAAUAUAAAAGCGGACUUCGUACUGUUGAAAGGGUUUGUCUAUGUCCUUAAUCAUUUUUUUGCCAUUGAUGUCUUUGAAUUCACGACUUCCUGUAAAUAAGUACCAGUAUCUGCCUUUAAGAUAUCUCCUUCAGCGCAGUGUUCACGUCUGCCUUUCUGUUUUGGGGGUUUUAAUUACUUUUUUUUUCUUUUGUGAAUGGGAUGAAUGCAAAUAAUUUAAUUUAUUGUAUUUAUUGAUUGAUUUAUUGUGCUUUAAAAAGAGAUUAGAUCUACACUAAAUAAAAACAGGCAAUCCCCUCUGUUGACGAAAUAGAUUUCGGUGCGUCAGCGUUUGGAGUGGGGGGUUUUUUGUAUAUGAUUGACCAAAAAAAGUUAUACUUUGACAGUAUUGGUGCUUUUGAGGUGAGUAAUAUUUAAGGUAAAUUCUCUUUUUGCCUCAAGAUCAGAAAAGUUCAACAUGACCGUUUUUUAAUUUCAAUCAAUCUGCAGAAUUAAAUACAAUAUCCUCAUG
Molecule: messenger RNA, 2996 nt
Organism: Syngnathoides biaculeatus (alligator pipefish)
Lineage: Eukaryota; Metazoa; Chordata; Actinopteri; Syngnathiformes; Syngnathidae
Gene: nipal3
Product: NIPA like domain containing 3
Exons: 11
Coding region: 217-1368 (383 amino acids)
Biological process (GO): magnesium ion transport
Cellular component (GO): membrane
Molecular function (GO): magnesium ion transmembrane transporter activity
Source: RefSeq, a predicted model, not a curated record